Messenger RNA from Diversispora eburnea, 239 nucleotides. The record is from the annotation of a GenBank genome assembly. Lineage: Eukaryota; Fungi; Glomeromycota; Glomeromycetes; Diversisporales; Diversisporaceae.
AUUUUGAAGACCCAAAACUUGAUAACACUCAAGAAACUUUAAUUAAUAAUAACCUUGAGAACUUAAAUUCAGAAGAAACAAGUGAUAUCAUUGAUAUUUCUAUAAAUGAAUCUGUAGAUAAACUAACUUUUACUUUAGAAGAUAAUCAACAAAGAGGAAAAACUUUUUCUUCAGAAUAUGGAACAAAAACUUCAACAAGUUCACUUAAAGAACAUUUAAUUAAAGAGCAUAAGCAUAAU